Messenger RNA from Ostreobium quekettii, 798 nucleotides. Lineage: Eukaryota; Viridiplantae; Chlorophyta; Ulvophyceae; Bryopsidales; Ostreobiaceae. The record is from the annotation of a GenBank genome assembly.
AUUCCGAAACCACAAGUAUCUUUAGCGAGAGCAGCAGAAACACUGAAGUGCUUUUGCGGGUUGCAAAAUGCUGUUGUCUUGUCGGCUGAGGAGAUGGAUGGCUACGAAGACACAAAUUUCUACUUCAAGGUGAAGGAUUCAGAUGGACAGGUUCAGAAGUAUGUCAUGAAAGUGCACAAUGCUGAAUCCGCUAAUAAAGGUGAUUACAGAAAGGCUCUGAGAGCCGUCCUAACAGAGCUGAACUCCAAGGGAAUCUGCUGUCCACGUCCAAUACUUCCGGCCUCCGGCGAAGGAAAUGUGGAUACUGUAUUCAUUGCUUCCCAGAGCAGAACAAAUGAAGAUCAGUGCCUGCAUGCUGUGAGCCUUUUUGGUUAUGUACCUGGAAAGGAGCUCUUGCAAGCACGGCAGACAGCUGGGCUGUGGACAUCGCUUGGAGUGUUUCUUGGCAGGAUGCACCAGGUCUUGCAGGGAAUGGACUUUCCUGCAUUCCAUUAUGAGUGUGAGUGGCAUCUUUCACAAGCCCCAGAGGCUAUAAAGAAUCAUGCUUCUGCAAUUGGCGACACGUACCAAAGGUGGGCUUGUUCCCAGUCGCGAAUGGCAGGAUGCACCUCCAGGCCAUCACCAUCAAGCCCCCAUGGCACAACACUGCCCUCCUGUGCUGCUGCUUCACUUUCCAUACAAGCUGAUCAAAUUAUCCUGGGUGUCGUCGAUCCGGAUGGCUACCUGGGUUUCGACUGCCCCAUUGUCAUUCCUGCUAAUCGGCUUGCCAGAAGACGGCAGUGCCUGGAUAUGCUAUGA